AUGGAUCAACAUUUGAUUUCGACCGUCAACCGUCUUCAGGAUGCGUUUGCCACGUUGGGUCCGACCACGAACCCGAUAGACUUGCCACAGAUUACAGUGGUUGGUUCGCAGAGUUCGGGCAAGAGUUCGGUGCUGGAGAAUAUCGUGGGAAGAGACUUUCUUCCUCGUGGUACGGGUAUUGUAACACGACGUCCUCUGGUUCUUCAAUUGACGAAUGUCAAAGCAGGAUAUCACAAAGCCCCUGAAGGAGUGACUUUUAAAGAUGGCGAGAAUGCCGAUGAAUGGGGCGAAUUUUUACACAAUCCAGGCAAGAAGUUCUACGAUUUUAAUGAGAUUCGUAAUGAAAUCGUCAGAGAGACAGAUGCUAAAACCGGCAAGAAUGCCGGUAUCUCGUCUCAGCCAAUCAACUUGAGAAUCUAUUCACCGAAUGUUCUUACAUUGACUCUGGUGGAUUUGCCUGGUUUGACAAAAGUUCCUGUGGGGGACCAGCCAAAGGAUAUUGAGAGACAGAUUAAAGAAAUGGUUCUUAAAUUCAUCACCAAACCCAAUGCUAUUAUCUUGUCAGUGACUGCGGCCAAUACUGAUUUGGCCAAUUCGGAUGGACUGAAACUGGCUCGUGAAGUCGAUCCUGAAGGUGCUAGAACUAUUGGAGUGCUGACUAAAGUGGAUUUAAUGGAUCAAGGAACUGAUGUGGUUGAUAUUCUGGCAGGUCGGGUGAUUCCAUUGCGAUACGGAUACGUACCAGUAAUCAAUCGAGGCCAGAAAGAUAUUGAGACUCAUAAAUCUAUUAAGAAUGCAUUGGACUUUGAAAGAAAGUUUUUUGAAGAACAUCCAUCGUACCGAGCCAAGGCUCAAUACUGUGGUACGCCAUUUCUGGCCAGAAAACUGAAUAUGAUUCUCAUGCAUCAUAUUAAGACGACGCUGCCAGAUAUCAAGGCGCGAAUCCAUAGUACUCUUGCCAAGUACCAGUUAGAACUGGCACAAUUAGGUGAAGACGCAUCGCUUCUUGGAUCGCCUUCAAACAUUAUUCUUAAUAUCAUCACUGAACUGGCUAAUGAGUAUAGAACCAUUUUAGACGGCAACAGCCAGGAUUUGUCAACGAACGAGUUAUCUGGUGGAGCAAGAAUCAGUUUUGUGUUUCAUGAACUGUAUUCGAAUGGUGUAAAAGCAGUGGAUCCGUUUGACCAGGUUAAAGAUGUGGAUAUUCGAACUAUUCUGUAUAACUCGUCAGGAUCGUCACCAUCGUUAUUUGUAGCCACACAGGGUUUUGAAGUGAUUGUCAAGCAACAAAUCAAGCGAUUUGAAGAUCCCAGCUUGCGAUGUGUAGCAUUAGUUUACGACGAGCUGGUGCGAAUUAUUAACGGCAUUCUCCAGAAACCCAUUUAUAGACGGUAUCCCAACCUGAAAGAGCAGCUGUAUAACACCAUAGUGGUGUUUCUGAAGAACUGUGUGAAUCCCACUAACAAACUAGUGUCGGACUUGGUGAGUAUGGAGGCGUCGUAUGUGAACACGGCGCACCCUGAUUUCAUCAACGGACACAGUGCCAUGGCACAAGUUAACGAGAAACUGCAUCCCACCAAAAUGGACCCCAAAACCGGUAAACCCAUCAUCACCCAGCCCAGCAGUUCUGCAUCUCCCGAACCUGACGGAUCUGGAGGGUUCUUUGGUUCGUUCUUUGCAUCCAAGAACAAGAAACGACUGGCUGCUAUGGAGCCACCACCAACUGUUCUCAAAGCUUCUGGAACCCUUUCUGAGCGGGAAACCAUGGAAACUGAUGUGAUCAAGCUACUGAUCUCGUCGUAUUUCAACAUCGUCAAACGUACCAUGAUUGAUAUGGUACCCAAAGCGAUUAUCCUGAACCUGGUCAAGCACUCGAAAGAAGAAAUGCAACGUGAGCUGCUCGAAAAGCUGUACAAAUCCGACCAGCUCAACGAAAUGCUCAAAGAAUCCGACUUUACCGUGCAACGCCGCAAAGAGUGUCAAAAGAUGAUCGCCUCGCUCGAAACCGCGGCCGAAAUCGUCUCUUCUGUCUAA
This is a messenger RNA of Sugiyamaella lignohabitans, 2034 nucleotides long. RefSeq names its product dynamin-like GTPase VPS1 (gene VPS1). Gene Ontology annotation, molecular function: GTPase activity; GTP binding; microtubule binding. Gene Ontology annotation, cellular component: microtubule; cytoplasm; peroxisome. The transcript has a single exon. The record is from RefSeq and is a predicted model, not a curated record. Gene Ontology annotation, biological process: peroxisome organization. Bases 1 to 2034 code for a protein of 677 amino acids. NCBI's taxonomy places the organism in Eukaryota, Fungi, Ascomycota, Dipodascomycetes, Dipodascales, Trichomonascaceae.